CUGACAGCACUGUAUCAUAGGCCUAUAAACAACUCAACGCUACGUUAGAUCGGUGUACUGAUUUGCAACUGAUGUCACGUGACAUUAUAACGAUAUCUACAUUAUCGAUAAUUUGCAGUAUGUAUCAUCAUUCUGUCAUUGCUACAGCAGUCUACAGAGUGGAAGUACUAUAAUAAUAAGCAACAAAAAAAAUUAAAAAACGAAAAGUCUAACAAGGUUAUAAGAUCAAAAUGGUUAAUAAAAAGGAAUUACUGGUAUUUGUAAUCAAUGUGGGAGUAUCGUCAAAAGAUUCUCAAUCAAAUCCUGUUUUUUUGGAUAAAACAAAGAAGAUUGUACAACAUUUGAUGGAAAAAAAGAUAUUUUAUCGGCCAAAAGAUGAAAUUGGCUUGUUAUUAUAUGGUUCGACUACCACAUUAAACGAAAACAAUUUCAACAAUGUAGAAGAAAUUCAAAAUGACUCACAAUGCGUUAUACAAAUGCCGAAUUGGGACUUGAUUCAGUUUGUUUCCAAUUUACAACUUACAGAUUGUGUAUCAAAUUGGAUAGAAGCUCUUUAUGCUGCUAUUGAUUUAAUUAAGCGUGAAUCUGUAGAUGAUUGUAACAAGUUGAUAGUUUUGUUUUCUGAUUUUAAGGAAGUACCUGAUGACAUUCCAUUUGAUGAAAAAGAAAUAAUAUCAAAAUUAAAAGAUCAAAAAAUUAAACUAAUAGCUAUUGGCUUAGAAUUAUUGCAUAAUAUAACUAAAGAUACCAUUACGUCGAGUGAAAAGCUUAUUAUUGAUAUUUGCAAACAAACUAAUGGGAUAUAUAGAACGAUUAAUGAAGCAUUCAAUGAUACAAGAUUUAUUAAAAAGGCGCAGUCUAGACUUAUAGGAUGGUCAUGCGACUUAGAAUUACUUGAUAUUAAAAUACCAAUUAAAUCAUACGUCAAGGUAACAAAGGAAGCAAGAUUUCCAUUGUGGGAAUUGGUAACUGAUAAAACAUCAGAAAGUAAGACGAUAGAGCCAAAUGAACCUGUACAAGCAGAACGUGUUAGAGAACACCAUGGUAGACAUAGGGAUAUUCAUAAUGCGGAAAAUACAAUACGUGGUUAUAAUUAUGGUGGUCGUUUUAUACCAUUUUCAAAGGAAGAUGAAGAGACUAUGAUGUAUAAAAGUGGGCCUAAGAGUUAUAAAUUUAUAUGUUUUACAAAGAAAAAACGCGUCGGUAUGCAAUAUUGGAGCAGCAGUACCAGUAAUCGUAUAGUCAUACCUGCUAAUAAGAGCGCAACACCAAAAUUUUAUAGUUUAAUGGAAGCUAUGAAUAAAAACGAUUUUGUUGCUAUUGUCAGAAAAGUAUAUCGGAUGAACUCAAAUCCAAAUAUAGUGGCACUUUUUCCACGCAUGAAUAUUCCAAAUGAGCCCUGGUGUUUUGUAGAGAUCAUCCUACCAUAUGCAGAAAAUACAAGAGUAAUAGAAUCCAAACCUUUAACAUCUUUUGUCAAAAAGUUAUCGAAAGAACAAAACGACAUUGUGGAUAAUUUGUUGGAUGCUUUUAUGUCGAAUGAUAUAAGAAGGUGCACUAUAUCCUCCAACCGUAUUCGGUCGAACGCCUUUUCUAUAUCUAUAAAACAGAAAAAUGCUGGCUUAUUGUAUUCUAUGGACUUUUCUGUUAUUUGUCUGAUUACAAACGCUGAAUCUGUGCAUGAUCGUCCAGUUCGGAAACCUUGUUGCUCAUCAGCUAAUGUGAUUCGCUCGUUUAUCAGUGAUUCUUCCACGAAAAAGAAAGAAAAACCAUUUAUGCCUGGAUGCGUUCCGAGCCCAAUGAGACAACAUAAAUUUAAUAUGCUGUCAUAUCGCGCAUUAAAUCCAGAAAAACCAUUGCCAUCUAUUGAUAUUGAAUUAAAAAAAUUGUUGGAACCUUCCAAAAAAAUAAAAGAAAGAUUGAUAGAUCCUAUCGAAAAAAUCAAGAAAUUGUUCGACUUGCCUGAUCAUACUACAGAGAAAAUACAAACAUUUAAAGAUCCUGAUAAUACACAAUCACAACUACAGCCAUCGGAUACGUCAAAAAAUAAUAAUUCUGCUGUAGACAAUGAAAGUUUUGAAGAAAUGAUUGCACCUUCAGAUGUAUUAGAUGUAGAUAUGGAUCCAUUGAUAAAUAGUAUUUGAGAAGUAUAAUUUUUACUAAUUGUACGCGCUUAUGCGUGUGCGUGUAAGUGAAUGAGAGUGAGUGUGUGUACGUUCAAAACGAAAAAAUUAAAAAAUAAUAUAAGAUUUUUAAAUGAUAAUAAAACGACCAUUAGGUUAUUGAAAACUGUUUAAAUAUUAAUCAGAUUGCUGAUAAUGAAUAAAAUAUUUACAAAAGAACUUAUGAUUUGAAGAAGCCUGUUAAAUAAUUAAAAAACAAUAAUUUGUUAAUAAAGAUUUAUUUUUUUAAUAAACUUAGUAGCAAAAGUAUUUACUGGCAAAAAUAUUAUUAUUAAAAGUGAAAAAGUCAAUUAAUGUUAUGAUUUUUCUAUGUAAUACUUGUUUCUUUUCAUUUUUAUUAUUAAUGUAAUUCGGCAUAAAUGUUAAUUUAAAUUUUUAUUAAAAAAAUUUGAUUUUUUUCAUAGGUUGCUAGUUGGACAGCGCUAGUCGUUGUUUUCCAAUUACUAACACAGAGGGUCUCUGCGUUACAUUGUGAAACACUGCCAAACAUUGCCAAACAUCGUUAAAUGGAACGUAGUUGUCUCCAAAUAACUAGAGUGCAGUUUUAUCGCUCUUAAUAUUUAUUAUGGAGGGUAGAAGUAAGGAAUAACAUCUCUGUAUAUGAAAAGUGUCCGUCGAAAUCGAACCAAUUGAGGUGGCGCCACAUUAGCAUCAUGGUAAAUUUUAAAGGAAGCGCCAAAUAUUAUGAGAGUAGGAUUGAGAAAUACACAAUUACAAUACAUUUACAAUCGCUACAUUCAUACCAUACCAAGUACGAUAAUUAUCGUACGAAUGGGAUCACUGUUAAUACAGUAUCGCUUUUUGGUGUAAUUGGAAAGCAAUGAGUAUACAUUUCAAUUUAUUACGAAUUCUACCUUAUCGACCGAUAUUUAAACGUAAGAGUUUCAAAUAUUAUGUAUUUUAUAAAACGUACGUAGGCGGCGUUUGCGGCAAUUGCAGUAGAGUAAAAUAUGGGGGUAUCUGUUAUCUCUCUCUUAUUCUCUUUCUGAUUACGUAAAUAUUUUUUGUGAAACAUAGCAGCGGAACGUCGGAACUUGACGGAAGGAGAGAAACGUGGAACGUGUAUUAGAACAUGUAUCCGGUUUAUUCCGUCUACUCCGUUUCCCAACGCUUUAAUCUCGUCUAUGUCAAAACUGUUAUUAGCCUCGAAUAUAUGAAUGAACGCUGUGUUUACAUGUAAUCAAGAUAUUUAAACAAUAAAUUCACAAAUAAUGUU
Polistes dominula (European paper wasp) is the source of this 3399-nucleotide messenger RNA. Its product is annotated as DNA repair protein Ku80. Gene Ontology annotation, molecular function: double-stranded DNA binding; telomeric repeat DNA binding; DNA helicase activity. NCBI's taxonomy places the organism in Eukaryota, Metazoa, Arthropoda, Insecta, Hymenoptera, Vespidae. The record is from RefSeq and is a predicted model, not a curated record. Gene Ontology annotation, cellular component: nucleus; Ku70:Ku80 complex. Gene Ontology annotation, biological process: telomere maintenance; double-strand break repair via nonhomologous end joining; DNA recombination.